Molecule: messenger RNA, 2249 nt
Organism: Paramisgurnus dabryanus
Lineage: Eukaryota; Metazoa; Chordata; Actinopteri; Cypriniformes; Cobitidae
Product: cytochrome P450 2F2-like
Biological process (GO): xenobiotic metabolic process
Cellular component (GO): cytoplasm; intracellular membrane-bounded organelle
Molecular function (GO): iron ion binding; heme binding; oxidoreductase activity, acting on paired donors, with incorporation or reduction of molecular oxygen, reduced flavin or flavoprotein as one donor, and incorporation of one atom of oxygen
Source: RefSeq, a predicted model, not a curated record
AAAGUUGGCCGUUUUUUACAUGGAGUUAUAUGGGAAUUGACUCUAGCAGCCAGUCGAUGAAUUGCAGUUUAAGUCACUUCCGUAUUGGCUUCAUCAGAGAGAUCGGAAGGCUGCCCCUCAGUUGAAACACUUUAUAUCCAAAUCUCAAAAACUGACAAAAAUCAAUGAACAGCACUAAUAAAGCCCCAUUCUUACAGAUCAUUAACUAAAAAAAGUUGAAAAAAAGGUUAAGUUUCUCUUUAAGCUAUUUUAAAGCAUAAACAAAUUACUGUCACAGAAAAAAACCUUUACAUAUGCUAUUAUGAUGCUCAUAGAUGAAUUUUAAGUGAUAAAAUGAUCGACUACAGAGGGACUGAAGGCCUACUCAGCAGUUUAAUCAGAUACAGAAAGCGGUUGUAUUUAUGUGUGAGAGUUCAUUUUAUCUGCAAUAUGGCUGUAAUGUUUGUUCAGACAGGCAAUAUGCCAGGAGGAGAUUAAGUGGGUGGUUCAAAUCCAAAAUCUUGUUUUUUCUGGUUUAAGAAUAAAGUUGUGACAGCUAGGUAUCAGACAAAAUGCUGGGAUUUUUAACUCUGGUGUGGAUAUGCAUCUUCCUCAUCUUCCUCCUCAUUCGGAUCCCGAGGCUCAAGAACUUUCCUCCUGGACCUCAACCUUUUCCAAUAUUUGGAAAUUUGCUUCAUCUGAAUAACGUCAAUCCUUUGAAUGAUUUGAAAAGGUUUGCAGAAUGCUAUGGAAAGAUUUACACGGUUUACUGGGGAACACGACCUGUUGUGAUUCUUAAUAGUUUUGAGGUUAUAAAGGAAGCCCUGGUUACUAAAGCUGUAGACUUUGCAGGACGGCCACAAGAGUGCAUGUUCAGUCAUAUGUCAGAUUUUAAAGGUAUUCUUAUGGCCGACUAUGGCCCUGGUUGGAAGGAACAUCGACGCUUUGCUCUCAUGACCCUGAGAAACUUUGGUUUGGGGAGGCAAACAAUGGAGGAGAGAAUUCUGGGAGAGAUAUCACAUAUAGUUGCUUAUUUGGAAAAAAAUGCUGGAGGAGCUGUGAAUCCUCAAACUUUGUUUCACAACGCUGCAUCAAAUGUUAUUAGUUUGGUUCUGUUUGGAUCCCGUUACGAAUACAGCGAUGAAUUUCUUACACGCUACGUUCAACUUAUUACAGAAAACUCAAAGAUUAUCAGUGGACCAUGGAAUGUGGUAUAUGAAGCCUUUCCUAUAUUGAGAAACUUGCCUCUACCUUUUAAGAAAGCUUUUGAUAAUGUAAAGGAGAUUAAAGAAAUGACUUUGAAACUGAUCAAUGAGCACAAGAAGACGAGUGUCCCAGGAGAGCCGAGAGACUUCAUAGACUGCUAUCUGGAUGAGCUUGAUAAGAAAGAAAACGAGACUUCCACGUUUUCUGAAGCCGAGCUCAUCAUGCAAAUUAUGGAUUUACACUUUGCAGGGACUGACACCACCUCCAACACCCUUCUUGCUGCAUUUCUCUACCUCAUGAAUUACCCUGAUGUUCAGGCAAGAUGUCAGCAGGAGAUUGAUGAAGUUCUGGAAGGUAAAGAUCAGCCGUCAUUUGAAGACAGACACAAUAUACCGUACACACAGGCUGUGAUUCAUGAAGUUCAGCGUGUGGCAAACACCGUACCAAGUGCGCUUCAUAGCACCACCAAAGACACAGAGCUGAUGGGUUACAACAUCCCAAAGGGAACUCUUGUGAUUCCCAAUUUUACUUCUGUACUGAAUGAAGAAGGUCAGUGGAAGUUUCCUCAUGAGUUUAAUCCAGCCAACUUCCUGAAUGAUGAGGGCCAGUUUGAAAAACCUGAAGCCUUUAUGCCAUUUUCUGCAGGCCCCCGUGUGUGUCUUGGUGAGGGUCUUGCUCGUAUGGAGCUCUUCCUGAUCAUCGUCACUCUGCUGCGUCGAUUCCAGUUUGUUUGGCCUGAAGAUGCCGGGGAACCAGAUUACACCCCUGUGUUUGGAGUUACACAAACACCCAAACCCUACCGAAUGCACAUCAGAUUCAGAGAACCUGGCAAAUAAUAUUCAUCAUGAAUACAUAUAGCACAGAUGCAAAAUGUAUGUAUUGUGCCUGGUCAGUCAUAAAGAUGUGAAUUGUACUGGCAAAUGUUUGCCCACACCCUAUCGUUGUGUCUUAUUGUUCAAAAUAUGCUCAAUAACAAGUGUACAAUAUUACAUAAGUGUUGAGUAGUUUAUUGCAGCUUAUGACUUUGCAAAUAAUAAUGAAAAUAAAGAUUGCAUCACCUUUUA